GUGGGAACGCGGGCGGCAGCACCGAAGGCGGGCGGCGGGCCGGGCGCGCACGGCUGCAGGAUGUGUGACCGGAACGGAGGCCGGAGGCUUCGGCAGUGGCUGAUUGAGCAAAUUGACAGCAACAUGUACCCAGGGCUGAUUUGGGAAAACGACGAGAAGAGCAUGUUCCGGAUCCCUUGGAAACACGCUGGCAAACAAGAUUAUAAUCAGGAAGUGGAUGCCUCCAUUUUCAAGGCCUGGGCGGUUUUUAAAGGGAAAUUUAAGGAAGGGGACAAAGCUGAACCAGCCACAUGGAAGACAAGGCUACGCUGCGCUUUAAACAAGAGUCCAGAUUUUGAGGAAGUGACAGACCGGUCCCAGCUGGACAUUUCUGAGCCAUACAAAGUUUACCGCAUCGUCCCAGAGGAAGAGCAAAAAUGCAAAUUAGGCGUGUCGACUCCUGGCUGUGUGAAUGAAGUCACUGAGAUGGAAUGUGGUCACUCUGAAAUUGAUGAGCUGAUCAAGGAGCGUCCUGUGGAUGAGUACAUGGGGAUGGUCAAAAGGAGCCCUUCCCCGCCUGAGGCCUGCAGGAAUCAGCUCCUCCCAGACUGGUGGAUGCAGCAGCCCAGCGCAGCAGGCUUGCCGCUGGUGCCGGGUUACGCCGCCUAUGAUGCACAGCAUUCAGUCUUCUCCCAGAUGGUCAUCAGCUUCUACUACGGGGGCAAGCUGGUGGGCCAGACCACCACUACCUGCCCCGAGGGCUGCUGCCUGUCCCUGAGCCAGCCGGGCCUGCCCAGCACCAAGCUGUAUGGGUCGGAGGGCCUGGAGCUGGUGCGCUUCCCGCCUGCGGACACCAUCCCCAGCGAGCGGCAGAGGCAGGUGACGCGGAAGCUGUUCGGGCACCUGGAGCGAGGCGUGGUGCUGCACAGUAACCGGCAGGGCGUGCUGGUCAAGCGGCUGUGCCAGGGCCGCGUGUUCUACAGCGGCAACGCCGUGCUGUGCAAGGACAGGCCCAACAAGCUGGAGCGCGACGAGGUGGUCAAGGUCUUCGACACCAGUCAGUUCUUCCGAGAGCUGCAGCACUUCUACAACAACCAGAGCCGGCUUCCCGACAGCAGGGUGGUGCUGUGCUUCGGAGAGGAGUUUCCAGAUAUGACCCCAUUGCGCUCCAAACUCAUCCUCGUGCAGAUCGAGCAACUCUAUGUCCGGCAGCUGGUGGAAGAAGCCAUGAAGACCUGUGGCGCUGGGUCCAUGAUGCAGGCUCCCGAGGAGCCCCAGCCAGACCAGGUCUUCCGGAUGUUUCCAGAUAUUUGUGCCUCCCACCAGAGACCCUUUUUCAGAGAAAACCAACAGAUCACAGUUUAAGUCUCUCUCUUGGGCACCCCACCCCGCCCACAUCUCACAGUUCAUUAUUACAAUUACUGUUGUAAUUAUUUAAGGAUAUAGAUCCCUCUGACCUGGGGUGGGAUGCCUCACUCUGCUCUUAAUUUAGUAAGGGCGUUCUCUGAGGGCUCCACGUUCAAAGCGAAGUUGUGUCUAAGUUCUAUCGUUCAGAAGCUCACACCAAGUGGUCUGCAUGGUGUAACUAGAACCUCUGAUUAAAACGUUUGUUUCCUGUAUUGUCCCCUAA
Myotis lucifugus (little brown bat) is the source of this 1609-nucleotide messenger RNA. RefSeq names its product interferon regulatory factor 8 (gene IRF8). Lineage: Eukaryota; Metazoa; Chordata; Mammalia; Chiroptera; Vespertilionidae. The record is from RefSeq and is a predicted model, not a curated record. The transcript has 9 exons. Gene Ontology annotation, biological process: regulation of transcription by RNA polymerase II; immune system process. Gene Ontology annotation, molecular function: RNA polymerase II cis-regulatory region sequence-specific DNA binding; protein binding; DNA-binding transcription factor activity, RNA polymerase II-specific. Bases 61 to 1344 code for a protein of 427 amino acids. Gene Ontology annotation, cellular component: nucleus.